This is a messenger RNA of Ictalurus punctatus (channel catfish), 2466 nucleotides long. It is a transcript of the gene sh2d3cb, whose product is annotated as SH2 domain containing 3Cb. Gene Ontology annotation, biological process: small GTPase-mediated signal transduction; positive regulation of peptidyl-serine phosphorylation. Gene Ontology annotation, molecular function: phosphotyrosine residue binding; guanyl-nucleotide exchange factor activity. NCBI's taxonomy places the organism in Eukaryota, Metazoa, Chordata, Actinopteri, Siluriformes, Ictaluridae. The transcript has 11 exons. Bases 180 to 2087 code for a protein of 635 amino acids. The record is from RefSeq and is a predicted model, not a curated record.
UCCUUCUAACUUCCUUGUGCGCACUGACAGAGAAUGAACAAACAGCAAUUCAAAUUCACCUAGUCUUAUCAGUUUAUUAAUAACAGACAGUAAUUAUGAAUCCAUGCGUUUCCUAUAUUGGUUUUGGAUAUUGAGUAACAGUCUUCUGAUUCCUCAAACUUGUCAGUCAUUUGGAUUCCAUGGAAAACAGAGGUGAAUAUGUAAUGUUUUCAAAAGAGACGUGCCUGUUGGACACCGCAUCAGAGAAACUGAGGAAAGAACUGGAGGAAGAGCUGAAACUCAGCAGCAACAACAUACAAAGUCAUGGCUGGUACCAUGGACGUAUACCUUGGGAGGUUUCAGAGUCUCUGGUGUUACAGGAUGGGGAUUUCCUGAUUCGCGAUUCUUUGACCAGUGUGGGAGAUUACGUCCUAACCUGCCGCUGGAAUCAGAAGCCCCUUCACUUCUUGAUCAGCAAAGUUCUGCUCAGAUCCUGCGACACAUACACACGAAUGCAAUAUGUUCUGGAAGGAGAGCAGUUUGACUCCAUUCCAGCAUUGGUACAUUUCUAUGUGGGCGGCCAGACGCCACUUACCCAACACAGCGGGGCACAUGUGAUUUCCCCAGUCAACAGAACUGUACCAGUGCGUUAUCUGGAGACAAUGUUUGGUCAGACUAAUCAGGAGGUGACACCAUUAAACUCACCUGUUCACAGGAAGGGAAGUCUAGUAGCGACAGAGGCUCUGGCAUUUGAGUUAAUAACCCCUCAAAGGGAGGCAGUCAAGAGCUUCGUUGGAAGCUUGGAACAGCAUGUUGUCGUGACCUCAUCCCCAACUCCACUGAACACAAUCUACAGACGUAGAAGAAGUCCAUCACGCAAUAGGAAGUUUGUUGUAGUCCCAUCAUCGCCUGUUUUGCAAAGACCCAACACCAUGCACCUUUGUACCUCUCCAACUGAGAGUGCUGUCAUCUAUUUGGAGCCUACAGACAACAUGUGGUCUCCCAGUGCUGAGUCCAGCCAAAGCACUACUGCGGACCCCAGUGACAUGCAAUCCAACACAGGCAUUUAUCCACACAGCCUUGCUCAUAUAGAGUCACCCAUCAGUGGACAAGAGGACCAGACAGUGCCGGGUUUCAUGGACGAGGACAAUGAGGAUUAUUUAAUGCCACUUGUAAUUGAAACAGCCUCCAGUUUCAGACCCAGCAUGUACCAGUCACCGCUGCUCCCUGCAGAAAAUAAACCACUAGAAGCAAGAGUGUUAAGGAGAGCAAAGGAGGUGCUUGUUGAUGCUGAUACAAAGACGAUGGCCAUGCACAUCACCAAAAUCGACUGCAUGGUUGCUCGCAUAUUUGAAUUAUCCGGUGAGAAUACAAGAGGGAUGGCUGUGAGCUCGGGAAUGGAGCUGCUCACACUUCCACAUGGUCACCAUCUCCGACAAGACCUGCUGGAAAGGUUCUAUACCAUGUCCAUCAUGCUGGCUAUGGUGCUGUUGGGUUGCACGGGCAGUGUGGAGGAAAGAGGUUCCCUACUGCACAGAAUUAUCUCCCUGGCAUCUGAGCUGAAGACUAACUUGGGCAACAUGUUUGGCUUUGCUGCAGUUAUGAGAGUAUUAGAACUGCCACAGAUUGUUCGGUUGGAUGAGACGUGGAUUGCUUUAAGACAACAAUACACAGAAAGUGCAGUUCUGUAUGAGAAGACCUUGAGGCCUUCACUGAAGAGAAUGAAUGAUGGAAAAGAGCUCUGUGACCCAUCUGAGACGACUGUUCCUCAUGUGCUCCCUCUGUUGCUCCUGCUUGAGAAGAGUGCUGUGAUUCUUGAAGAGUCCUGGGAGAGUCUCGACUCUGGAAUGGAUUCUGUGCUGUGUCAUUUAAAUUCUGCUCGUAACAUUGCAUGCCAUGGAGAAACCUACUCUUCUAAUGCCAAGACAAAACUACAGGGUCUCCAUGAGCAGCCAGACGUACUAGAGGUUUUCCUGACUGAGUUCCAGAUGCGUCUGCUGUGGGGGCGCCGGGGAGCAGAGGCGAGCAGGGAGGAGCGCUAUGAGAAAUUUGACAAAGUGCUAACAGCCCUGUCCAACAGACUGGAACCUUCUCAGCAGGCAGAAUGAUACACACUGUACAUGUCUCACUCUGAAACAUGUAUCUUUCUUUCUUUCUUUCUUCUUCUUCUUAUUUUUAUUUUUUUAUGAAUGCCAUGGGCUUACAUAGAGUGAUGCAACUCUGUAUGGUGGAAUAACAUUUCAAAUUCCUUCAAACGUUUAUAUGGGUUUGUAAAUAAUGUAGAUAAAACUACUAUUCGGAUUUGUAUUUCAAAGUAUGAUUAACAUUAUUUUGGUUUACUUCUGUGAAAUGAUCAGUCAUUUCUUUGAGUUGGAUUUUAAAUUAUGUUUAUAUUGUUAUAACCAAUAUAUGCGCUUAUACUGACUAUUUUUUGAUGUCACAACCUUUUUAUUUUCUCAAAUUAAAACCGGCUCAGUUGUGCAUCCA